GCUUCCCCCAAGACGAGAGCCACGCCAUCGCUACCCGCCUGCAGCUCGGUGCUGUCGCGGAGGCCUCGCAAGGUCCGGGAGAAGGCAGAGCCCCGCGCCCUGACGCCGCCGAGCCCGUCAUCUCCGUGCCGCUGCGAGACUCAUCGCUUCUCGACACGAGGAUCCCGGACAGGGCGCGCCUGACGCCCGAGAACGGGUGGUCACAGAAUCAGCCGAGUUGAAAAGGACCUCUGAGACCAUUAAGCUCAACCCCUGAUCCACUACUGCCACGGUUCCCAGACCAUGGCACUGAGUGUCACAUUCAGUCUCCUAAAAACCUUCAGGAACGCACCCCUCCUGAGCCCAGACCGUGCCAGGCUCUCCCUCUGCCGUGCAUGAGCCUCCCUGGGUCCGGAGCUCCCCGAGGCUGGCAAAGGGCUCAGUGCCCCGGGAACGAGGCUCCCCCAGCCCCUAGGUGAGCCAGAAAGAGCCCCAGCACAGCAACCUGCAAAACCCUCUCUGUUCCCCAGGUACCAAGCUGAAGGUGAUGCUGACUGUCAAGCCCAGCAGAGGGGCUGCCUUAGAGGGGCAGUCUCAGUGUUCAACCUUAGUCCACUGUAGCUGCUGUGAAGGUUAGAGGUUGCAGGCACCCCUCACAGAGGCUCUCUACGUACAUUCCUACUGUGAUUUCUCACUUCUGAUUGUGGCCUCCGGGAAAAGUGGCUUCCCCCAGGUGCUUUGCCCGGGGGACAGGGUCUGGGCACGCUCUGCCCCCCUGGCACCUCCUCUCCGCUCCCAGCAUCCAGCGGGCGGAGCCGGUCCGCCCUCCCCAAGCUUUUGGCGGCAGCGGAGCGAGAGGGGAGGCUCGCAUCUCAUCGGCACAAGUGGAACCCAGCCGAGUCUUACCGGGAGGAGCGGAGUUGGACGGGACUGCACGGAGCGAACCGAACUCCUCUGUGAAGGGAGCGGAGUUGGACGGGACUGCACGAAGCGAACCAAACUCCUCUGGUGAGUCGUGGCGGGUGCCACUGCCCUGCUGGGCGGGGCCUGGCACAGUCGGUACCGUGCUUGCAUUAUCCGCUGCCCGCACGUGGGGCUGGUGCCCUGUCUCUGUCUCUGUCACGAUGUCUCCAGGCUUCAUGGUGGGAUGGAGCGUGGCUGGCAGCUCCCCGGGGCUAGAGAUGCCCCUGUGGGGGCUGGCGUGAGAGUCCCAAGCAGGGGCUGACAACUCCCAGCAGCUCAUACGGGAUUUUGAGCAGUUGAGCACCACCCACAAGAGGACAAAAUGUUUGGGGGAAAAAUUACCGGCAUUGGGAAGAAGUUGAUCCGCCGACGCAUGGUGGAUCUGAGCUCUGAGGACACACGUUUUGCUCGCUGCCUCUCCACACUGGACCUCAUAGCUCUGGGUGUGGGCAGCACACUUGGGGCUGGCGUGUAUGUGCUCGCUGGAGAGGUGGCCAAGGAGAUGGCUGGUCCCUCCAUUGUGCUCUGUUUCCUGGUGGCUGCUCUAUCAUCAGUACUGGCCGGACUCUGUUAUGCAGAGUUUGGGGCUCGCGUCCCCAAGACUGGUUCUGCCUAUCUCUACAGCUAUGUCACUGUUGGUGAGAUCUGGGCUUUCAUAACCGGCUGGAACCUCAUCCUCUCCUACGUGAUAGGCACAGCCAGUGUGGCUCGAGCCUGGAGUGCAGCAUUCGACAACAUAAUUGGCAACCAGAUCUCCACCUUCUUCAAGAACAAGACCACAGUGCACCUGCCAGGGGUGCUGGCUGAGCGCCCAGACUUCUUUGCCCUGAUCUUGAUUGGGCUGCUCACUGCACUGCUGGCCUUUGGCGUCAGUGAAUCUGCCAUUGUGAACAAAAUCUUCACGGCAGUGAACCUGGUGGUGCUGAUCUUUGUCAUCAUUGCUGGCUUUGUGAAAGGAGACAUCAAGAACUGGCAGCUCUCAGAGGAGGACUACAUGAACUGCUCAGACCUGGACCUGCUGGAUGGCACCAGGAAAACCAACUUUGGCUCUGGUGGGUUUGUUCCCUUUGGACUGGAAGGGAUCCUGACUGGUGCUGCCACCUGUUUCUAUGCCUUUGUGGGCUUUGACUGCAUCGCCACCACAGGGGAGGAAGCCAGAAACCCACAGCGCUCUAUCCCCAUUGGUAUCAUUGUGUCCCUCCUCAUCUGCUUCAUGGCUUAUUUUGGGGUCUCUGCGGCCCUAACCCUCAUGGUACCCUACUUCCUCCUCAACAAGGAGAGCCCACUGCCUGAGGCUUUUAAGGCUGUGGGCUGGGAGCCUGCCCGCUAUGCUGUUGCUGUUGGAUCGCUCUGUGCUCUCUCCACCAGCUUGCUGGGCUCCAUGUUCCCUAUGCCCCGUGUGAUCUAUGCCAUGGCGGAUGAUGGGCUGCUCUUCAAGUUCCUCUCCAACAUUAACAGCCGCACAAAAACCCCCCUGUCAGCCACCGUUGCUUCGGGUCUUCUUGCAGCCAUGAUGGCCUUCCUGCUUGACCUGAAGGACCUGGUGGAUCUCAUGUCUAUCGGCACACUGCUGGCCUACUCCCUGGUAGCAGUGUGUGUGCUUAUCCUUCGGUACCAGUUUGGACAGCUGAACUCCCCAAAGGCCAUGGAAAUGCUGGAGCUGUAUGGGAAAGAGGAGGAGAGGAUGAUCAUUAACCCAGCCAGUGCCCAGCAGAAAGAGACACUAUCUCUGGUGACUCUCUUCAACCCACCCGUGCGCACACCCACCACGCUCUCGGGACGCAUUGUUUACAUCUGCGUCUCAGUCAUUGCCACACUGAUCACAGUCAUCUGCGUGGUCCUGACCCUCGAGGUGACUGCACUGAAAGAUGCCAGCAUGGGCUGGAUUGUGGCCCUGGUCCUGCUCCUUGUGGCUCUGCUCAUUCCCACCAUCAUCGUUUGGAGGCAGCCACAGAGCAAUGUGCAGCUGAACUUCAAAGUACCUUUCCUCCCACUCCUUCCCAUCUUCAGCAUCUUCAUUAAUGUUCUGCUCAUGGUACAGCUGAGUGCUGGCACUUGGGUGCGUUUUGCUGUCUGGAUGGCUGUGGGUUUCAUAAUUUACUUUGGCUAUGGGAUCCGGAACAGCGUGGAAGGGAGAAACAUGGAGGAGCCUUGUGCAACAGUAGAAAAGCCUCUGCACCACCCUGGACCAGACCUCAGCCCCAGGGCUGCUGUAGUCUGAGGGACGAGGCACCAGCACUCCAUGGACCUCUGCCAGCAUUCCUACUCAGGGGACAAAAUCAUGAUUCACAUGAUGCAUCCAACCUGUCUCCCACAGGGAGUGAGUCCCAGAGUCAGGACCAUGGAGCUGGGUCUCGUGUUGCCCUUUCCCCUCACAAAGCAGAGGUCAGGGAGACAAAUCCCUGGGUUGGGUGGGAGUGCUGGCUCAUCCAAUGCCUUUGAGGGGCAAUGAUACUGGCAUUGCCCUCCCACCAUGGAAACUGCUGUCAGAAAUGCUGCUUUUCCUGAGCAUAGGAAGCCCCACAUGAUGGUCCAGUUGUAUUUGUUCUGUCUGUCCAUGUAGCUGUGGUCACCAUCGCGUCUCUCUGCUUUCUAAGUGCUGGGUGUGUACGUGACAGCCAUGGCUGGAGUUGUGAGUUGUGUGAUGAUGCUUGAGCAGCUCAGUCUGGUGCCAUCAGCAGUCUGGUGCUUCAGGUUAAGUCUCUUGGUGCAUCCCACUCUGAUCCCCGUGCUACCCCAGCCAUGCUGCUUGCUAUGUGCUUGGGUGUCUGUGAAGAUAUUCACAGUGUAUCUGUACCAAUGUCCAACCGUGGAUGCCUUUGUAUUAUUGGUGUUUUGGUGUUGACUUUUAUACCUAUUAAAUUAAAAUUAAAGACUUCUGAAGG
Molecule: messenger RNA, 3827 nt
Organism: Calypte anna (Anna's hummingbird)
Lineage: Eukaryota; Metazoa; Chordata; Aves; Apodiformes; Trochilidae
Gene: SLC7A3
Product: solute carrier family 7 member 3
Exons: 14
Coding region: 1265-3163 (632 amino acids)
Biological process (GO): transmembrane transport; amino acid transport
Cellular component (GO): plasma membrane
Molecular function (GO): amino acid transmembrane transporter activity
Source: RefSeq, a predicted model, not a curated record